Messenger RNA from Xyrichtys novacula (pearly razorfish), 11889 nucleotides. The record is from the annotation of a GenBank genome assembly. NCBI's taxonomy places the organism in Eukaryota, Metazoa, Chordata, Actinopteri, Labriformes, Labridae.
AGUAGAAUUUAUUUCAUUUUCAUAUUUUAUUUCAUUCACUUAAUAUUUAAAGCAUUCAAUACAAACAAGAAAAAAAAUCUCAAACAUGUGAAUGAAAAGGAGCAGAAAGAAGAAAAAUCUUAUGAAGUCUAUCCCUCUUUCAUAAGACAUAAAUCAACUAAACACAUAAUAAAAAUAAACAAGAGCUCCAGGCCAACAUGCCUUUUUGCAGUUCACGGUUUCUUAUUUUUAAAAACAACCCACAAAACAAACAGAAAAGACCAUGUUAAUUCACAUUUUUUCACUCUAUAUAUAGUGAAAAAAUUGAUUUAACAUGGUCUCUUAAUAUAUGCCAAGACUUGGAUUAACAUGGAAAGAUUAACAUUGAUUAACACUGGAGAGAUCUACACUGAGGAAGGUGGAGUCUAUUCUAAAGAACCUUGAUCACCCACUUCACAACACCUUGAUGGAUCAAAGGGCCAAUGGUGGUGGACAGCUCCUCUCUCCUCACUGCAGGACAGAAGAUCUUUUGUACCCACAGCCAUGCUUUAUAACUCCCGUGUAAAUAGUAGAUAACUUUUAGAGACAUGUUAAGUGAGACAACAGACAAUUGAAUUUCCCUUCAAGGAUUAUUAAAGUUCUUCUUAUUGUUAUUUCCCUGUAUUUGCUCAACAUACUGGCUUUGACACUUUUUUUGAAGAAAAAAAUUGAUUCAGCUUCUUUAUUUUCUUUGUUCAGAUUGUUCCACAGACUUAUUCCUCUCACUGUAACACAGCGCUCCUUCAGUUUAGUUCUGAAUCUUGGCUUUUUAAACAUUUCAAAUACUUUUAAAAUUAUAACAACUUUCUCUUUUUCAAAUCGGCUCUGAAUGUUGCCUGGUCAAAUUUUCUUCAUACAUAAUCUGCACCACACUAAAUACUACUAAUUCAUUGAAUUUCAACAACUGAAAUUUAACAAUUUAUGGUGCAGUUUAUGUAUUCGACUGCAUUAGAAUAAUAAAUGCAUUAUGUGGUCGGUAGAUGUAAAUGAUAAUGGAUCAAUAAAAGGUUUGAAUGAGUGAAAAUAUCCAGCCAGCGGUGUUUUGUUCUGUUUGGUAUUGGGUACACAGCGUUCCGCCCCUGAGAUACGUGACGUCAUGACGCUACAUCCACGUCGCAGUUGAGUUUCUCAGGCGAGCUCGCUGCGUGUGAAUGCGUGUCUCCAGCUAGGCCAGAGAGUGAUGGCGGCGCCCGUCCUGAGAGUGUCCACCCCUCGGUGGGAAAGAAUAGCUCGGCUCCUCGUUUGCCUGUUGGGCAUAUUGUUAUCUCUAUAUGCCUUUCACGUGGAGAGGGAAAAGGCUCGGGACCCGAGUUAUAAGGCUAUGUGCGACGUCAGCGCAUCCAUCAGCUGCUCGAGAGUGUUCAGCUCAAGGUAAUUUGAAUUCAGCAAAGAGCGCUCAAUGAAGCCGCUGCCUCUGCCGCUGCCGCUGCUAUUGUGGCAGGCUGGCUGGGAAGGGCUGCGCGCUUCAAACUGUCAAAUGCACCCUACUAAUUUUUUACCCGCUAUCCUCUACUGCUAACGCUGACUGAUUCCUUUUGGUCAACCUGACUGAAAUAAGUUAACUUCUUCUCUUAAUAAGCAAAACAUUAGCAUUAUAGCUCCUCUGUGCUAGCUUCGCUAACCGUUAGCUAACGCAGCCCAUUUGUUGUCCUUAUACUUCUGAGCCUGUUAGCUGUUGAAUAAAAGCAGCAGUGUCGUUAAAGUUCAUGUCUGCCGCUGUUUGCUGCCUCAUAAAAGCUGCGGUGUUGGUAAAGUUCAUGUUUGUUAGCUGACAGAACUAAUUCUCUGAGUGUGUGGAAGGGCUACACAUCUGUUACAGCAACUUAAGCACCACAGUUGAGCAUUUGCUUGUCAGUAUUACGUUACUGUUGCAUGUGUGUAGCUGCUUUCAUUCAAACGUAUGAUUUCCGAAAGAAAACUGGGUUAAUGUUGAGGAUUUUGAGUAUCGCAGUGCUGACGUUAGCUGUCACGCUGCUGUCAUUAGCUGUCAUGCUAAUGUCACCGGGCAGCUAUCAGGCAGUCCGAGGGGGUUAGACCCGAAAAGACCGAGUCCACAGCUGCUCCAGAGGUCAGUGUGAGGACCGACACAGUGCAGGCCACCUUAAAGAGUCAGUGCUGCCACAGUCACACUUUGUUAGCAAAUAGAUAACAGUUAUAGCUGUGCGGAGACAGCUGUCACUAGAGUUUGACUCCAGCUGUGAGUAAAGCAGAGUUUGUUUACCCAGAGAGAAGGAUAACACUCAUUUAUGUCCUGCAGAUCUGUAUAAAACGUUUAAGUUGCCAUACCAGCUUGUGAAGGAAAUGCAUCCAUUAAGAAGAUAACCCCACCUAUUGAAUCUCAAUGAAUAAGAGUCUUUGUAAGCCUUGAGCAAACAUCCACAGCAUAUCUGGAAUGUAACCUGUUUUAUUGCGGGUUAGUGCAUAUUUGUGAGAUGAGUGAGUGAAUUCUCUAGAGUAUUACAGACAGCUCAGUGUUCAUCUGUAAACACAAACAGAAGUAUCUGUUUAUGUGUCUGAAAGAUUACAAAUAGUAACAGCUUAAAGACAACCCAAGCAGUUUCUCUUGUGUAAAGCAUAUCCAGCCAAGAUGUUGCUUUGAAACUGUGGCCAAAAUACCUGCUGUAAAGGAGAGAAUAAUAGAAAGGAUGAGUUUGUACAGUGUGAGGAACCACAAACCACAAAACUGUUGCACACAAAGUUCAUAUGCUAGAUUCAUUGCAGUUGUAACUUAAUUGAAUUUUUCUGGAUUCUUGUCAUCAAUCUUUCCAGAUGUUUUAUAGCAUAGUGUCAACAGGUGGACUGUAGUCCCUGCAAGUCCUCAAGAAAGGUCUUCUAGGGUACGACUGAUCAUGUGGUAACCCAGAAGAAAUGAAAGACUUAUUGAAAAAGCCUCUUAUACAUACUGCUGCAGUAUGUCGGAUAACUUAACCACAAAGUUAUCCUUUUUUUUUAUAGUCAAAUGAACGCACGUUAGCCUUGUCCUUCAGUGUGCUUGAUUCUGUGGCUGUCAGAAAGGAAGUCUUACCAGCACAUGGAACUUGAUAAUAAAAUUAUUCGCUAAAGCAGUGGUUCUCAAGUCCAGUCCUCAAGGCCCACUGUCCUGCAUGUUUUGGAUGUUUUCCUACUCCAACACACCUGAUUCAAAUGAUUAGCUCGUUAUUAAGCCAUUACAGAGCUUGAUAACGAGCUGAUCAUUUGAAUCAGGUGUGUUAAAUCUGUGUAAAAGAAUCUGUGUAAAAAAGUGAAUUCCAGCCACUGUACAAAGUAAAAAUGUCAGCAUAGGGACAUGUAUGGUGCAAAAAGAAAUAAGAAUUGCUCCACUCUCAUUCAGAAGUUGUUCACUUUUUCACAACUGACCCUCAGCAAACCCCAGCUUGGUUCAAGAUUUUCCUAAGUCUAUCAAAAACUCGACAAAUUUAAUUCUGGUAACUUCAAAGGGAGCACAGAGCAGACUAGGAGACCCUUGUGAUGUGGAGUUUUGCAAAUUUGCAUUAACCUAUGAUACCUGCCACAUAACAUUAGAGAUAACAGAGUAUAACAUUCAUGAGUAAAGUAUAACAUAAGAGAUUUUGUUUUUAGUCUACACUACUUCUCAGAGCGUUGCAUAGGUUUGUGUGGAAAGACAAGAGGGUACUAUUAGGUGGGGAUGAGAGAAUGGUUGACCAGUGGAUGUGCCUCCACUUUGCCGCUCUUGAGACGGCACUUGUGGAAGCCUUAAAACCAGACAAACUCAAUAAAGUGGUUGCCUGUCAUCUGAAACAAACAUUGGGUUACUCAGAUUUUGUCAGUGUGAUAGUCCAGUCACCACAGGGAGAAAUUGUUGAGCUUUGCAGCAUCUGUGUUCUCCACCCAUGACGUCCAGAUUAGCGCAGAGUCAAUGAAUUGAUCAGUUGACCGGCAGAAAAAGAACUCUUAUCUGUGAUUUUGGACUGCUGAUCGCAUGUUCUAAAGGCCAUUUCAUGCACUGGGAAACUAAGGGUCCUUUUGUUUUUAAUGUUUUGUAAAAUUUUGUAGACAAAACAACAGUUUGAAAAAGUAAUCCGAACUUCAUCAUGAACAAAAUAAAGGUCUUUGUGAUUCAUUGCUGCUGUGGUUCCCCAAACAGUAAAAAAAAUGUUGCUGUACAUGAUCUGCCUUUCCUCGGGCACAGUUCAGCUAAAGAGCAAACUUCAAGUAAGUGAUACUUCAGGUUUCAGGCAGGCAGUGCUGGGAUGAAUUGGGUUUUGCUGAGCUGUAAUUGGUCGGCUUCACUGGUUCAUGGCCAGCUGUGACCCAGUCUGAUUUCUAUCUGUACUAAUGGACUGAAGUUGUAACUGCCCUCUCUGCUGAUGUUUCUGUGCUUUCAGGUGGGGUCGAGGGUUUGGACUCCUUGGCUCCAUUUUUGGAAAUGACAGCGCACUGAACCAACCCAAUAGUGUCUACGGGAUUGUCUUCUAUGCCUUUCAGCUCCUACUAGGUAAAGAGCCUUUUUUGACCAAAAGCUGUUUAUUUGUUUGUAUUGCAAAUUCAGUUGACAAGUCUCCUUUGACUAGCAACAAGUGCUGACUCAGCACUUUGCUGUCCUCUGCCAUCAUACCUAUAAUUAAAUAAAGCUGAAUCAUGUGACACAGAUAUAGUGGCUGUGCAUCAGUAUAAUUAUGUUAAAUUGGGACAGGGGAUUUUAAAGAGGACUAUUGAGAACCACAGACAGUAUUUAUAUUUUUAUGGACUUGAUCUCAAUGACUUCCUGUGUAGACCAAUGAGAUGAACAUAUUGGGGUUGUUACAGAAGAAAAAUCGUUAUCAGUUAUGGUUUCUUAUCGACAGAUAGUGGAAUCACAUUUGCUAAUGGUGUGAAAUGUUGCACAAAUUGAAAGGUUCAAGAUUUUUCCGUUUGUUUGACUUGUUUUAACUUGAAGCCUUUCCCCCCCUUUGGUUACUCGUCACAUUCUCCUCCCUCCAGCUCAUUGCUAGUGUUGCUGACUCAGUCAUGCUGGUUUGACAUGUUUUCCUACAGAGUGGCUUGUAGGCUUGCUUGGCCACCUGGCGCUGUCACAGAACAAGAGGUCCUUUUAGGCACAGCAGCUACCACUCAUUUGACUAACACAAUAGCAGCCCAGUUAAGCCAAACUGUUACAAAUGGUCAAGAUUUCCAUAUUAUAGCCAACACCACUCAGUUUCAGGACUUCUGUUAUUCUCACUGUAUCUGGCAGUCUGAUAUAUGGGACUGGGCAUGAGUCCAGAAUCAGUAAAGCAAAGGUUUUCAUCUGUAAUUAGUGCAAAUGUACAGCUGAGGACUACUGUCAGAAAGUGUAGCAUCAGAGUGAGGAACCAAAAGUUUACGUGCUAUUUCUGUAAAAAGUCCUGUUUUCAAAAUAUAGAGUUAUAUUUUACUGGAUCAUAAUUAUAGACACAUCAUUGUAGUGUCAUUUAAAUGUUGCCAUUUUCCCGUUUGUACAUUUUUAUGGUCACACAGACAAAAUUUAGGCUGGGAAUUGCUGGGUGAUACGUGACAUGAUACGAUACGAUACAAUACAAUAUACAAUACUUGGUCCAACAAAUAACAAUACCUUGAUACAGCAAUACUGCAAGAAUACAUCACAAUAUCUGUUUAGUAUAAGAAUACAGAAAGAGCGGAUGAAGGCAAAAUGUACAUGAUUUUAGUCUGAAUUGGGCUAAAGGGAUAUUCCGGCUUAAAAUUAAUUUAUGGUCAAACACACUGUAACACCGAGUUAGACACCCCCUUGAGAGAUUAAUGUUGCCGACCGCUUGCUUUUAUAGUAAUACCAACUUUAGUAACGACAGCAGGAUAGCAGUACACAGCGGUCUAUGGAACCACACACAAACCUCAACCAGAAAGCCGCUCUAUAGCCACAAAUAAUGCUCAGAACAGCAUCUAACUUCAUCAACAGUACAUAUAGGGUCCUAGUCACAGCACUAUCCACCAAACGUCUUUUUCACUUUGCCUAAUUUCUUUAGCAAAGAGACUAAACACAACCCACCCACUCUCUUCCAGCAGCCGCUUGUUUGUAGCGAGACCUCAGGCCAGUCCAUUACGGACUGCUGCGGGGGGGUUACAGCUCAAGGAAGAACAUUUAUGAUAAUUUCUUCAUCAUUUCCUUGAAGUAAUAAUCACCAUAUUAAUCAUUUUGCACUGCAGACACGGUAGUUCUUCUGCCUUAGCGUCUGAUUGCAUUUUCAUAAAGAAAUGAUCAUAAAUGUUCUUCCUUGAGCUGCGUCACCCCGCUGCAGUCUGUAAUGGACUGGCCUGAGGUCUUGCUACAAACAAGCGGCUGCUGGAAGAGAGUGGGUGAAUUGUGUUUAGUCACUUUGCUAAAGAAAUCAGGCAAAGCUAAAAAGAUGUUUGGAGGCUAGUGCUGUGGCUGGGACCCUAUAUGUACUGUUGAUGAAGUUCGGUGCUGUUCUGGGCAUUAUUUGUGGCUAUAGAGUGGCUUUUUGGUUGAGGUUUGUGUGUGGUUCCAUAGACCGCUGUGUGUUGCUAUCACGUACACGUACACUUAAUCAAUUCAUUAGUGCCUCAAAAUUCACAACCUUGAUCAUGAAUAAUAUCAGCUAUCUGUGAACUCUCCCCCUAAAAAAACACAUACUGAAGGUCAGUCUUAUGAGGGAAGGAAGUGCCCAUAAAUUUCAUACGUGUGAAAAUAAGCAAACUUAGUCUUAAAAGUAUGACUAUACCUCAUGUGACAACAGGAUAACAUGACCGAUCUGAUUUAAGCUGAGUGUCAUCACAAGGAGGCUGGAGAGACAAAUGGAGAACUGUCUGUGCUUAAAAAAGUGUCAACUCAUCAGGUCUGUUGUGUGUCAAAGUUAUUUGUCGAGUGUUGUAUUUAUAUUUGCCCUAAGUUUUAGUCUUGUUUUUCUUGCUGUAGGGAUGACUGUCAGUGCAAUGGCUGCCCUUAUUCUCAUGACGACAUCCAUCUUGUCGGUGGUGGGCUCGCUUUACCUGGGCUACAUCCUCUACUUUGUCCUUAAGGACUUCUGCAUCAUCUGCAUCACCACAUAUGCGCUGAACUUCAUUCUCUUUAUUCUCAACUACAAGCGACUGGUUUACUUGAAUGAGGCCUGGAAGCAGCAGCUGCAGGCCAAGCAGGACUAAGCUGUUGGGGUAGCGGCAAGAAAAAUAUGAAAAACAAACAACAACAACAACAAAAAAAAGAAAUGUGACCUCUGAACAUUUGACUUGCCACCAGGAGACCUUGCUUCCAAAACAAUGUUUAUUCUGCUGUGUGUUAAAAAAAAAUGAAGAAAUUUAACUUAAAUGUUGGGCCUGACAUCUCAAUGUUGCAAAACACGGAAGGAUUCGUAAGUGAAAGAUUUUAUUUUAAUUUCUUUUUCCUUGUUUAACAUUGUAUCACUCAAGGAAGGGGCUGGCUGUGUGUGCGUGUGUGUGUGAGUGUGUGCGCAAGUGUGUGAGAGAGUGUGUGGGGAAACACAUUGAAACAGGCACGCAGAGGCAGAAUCUACGAUACAGAGCUCUAGAGGACAGCUCUGUUUUGAACAAAAAGGAUCGCAGAAUGGAUGAUAAAACAAGACUUUAAGGGGGUUUACUUGAAAUGGUUAGAGAGGUCCUAUUACUGCACAGCGGAUCUGCACUAAAACUCGGAGCCGAAUAAGGGGUCCUUAAAAUUGGAAAAACACUCAUUAGGUCAUUGUACACUUUGCAGAUAAGGUCCUUAGGUGAGGGGGGCAGGCGGGCGGGAAGGGAGCAAAAGGAGUAACAUUUAUACAGAAUAGUUUCUUUCAUGUUUACACUUUGUAGUUUUUUUUUUAAGAGGACCACUAAAAGUAAACACAGGACAAUGUGAGAUAUUGUGUGUAGAUCAGUCCGAUUUUUGUUUUGCAAUUCUGUAAAUAGCUGCUGAGCAAUAUUCCAGGCUAGAUUGUGACUUAGUGUUGACACAAACAAAACCUUUAAAGGAAAAACAAAAAAAACAACAACAACAACAACAAAACCCGCCAACAAAACAGAAGAAAACAUGAGGCAAAUCUGGAACAAAAAAAUAUGAUCAAGGUCUUGGUUAGGUGGACGAGUCCGAUGACAUGCUCGUCCUGUAAACCGGGUCAGGCAUGCAGUUCAGAGUCGUGUGGAUUUCUUUGUCGUACGUGGUUACUGUUUCAUCUGAAGCCACCUACACAAGUCAAUAGAUCCACAAGUUCUCUCCACCAAGUUUGCAUCGAGGCACCCUCACUCUCCUUUUUUUUUUCUUUUGUUCUUGUGUGAAAAGCAUUCCUGACCACCACUCAAGUGGGAUCCAUACAGACUUAUGUGCCUAAAGGAGUGUGUUAUGGUGAAUUCCUUUUCUUUCUUUCUUUUUUUAUUUUUAAGGUAAGGGCAGGUUGAAGGGGGUUACAUCAUGUUAACACCAGUUUUUGUUCGUUGUUUUAUUGUCACAGGUCUGAGGCUUUAUUUUUAUGAUCACAGUUUUGUAAAUUAAGAUACCAGUGAAGUGUUUUCUCCCUCCCUUAUAGAGUCUCUUGAGGUAGCAAAGGCUGCUACACUGUGAUUGUCUGCUCAAGGGUAGAGCGGCCUGGUGGCAGAAGCAUCUCUUAUCUGGCUGUUUCAGCUGCUCAUCAUGUUUUUGUUCACUGUGCAGCCUGUAUACAUUUGAUGUCAAUUGAACAGUAAUGGUGAUCUUGUAAAGCUGAGUUGCUGUUCAUUUGCGGGACGUGAACAAAACUUGGAGAAUGUUUCACUUUGUUGACAGAAGCCUGACAAGGUGUAAGAAGAUAAAAACAGUAUGCCAAGCCAUAUGUGGAGUUUUGCCCCCGGGUAGGUGAGGUAAACAGGGUGCUGUGGGCUUUCUAAGAUGAAAAGCUGCAGAGGCUGAAGCUUUUCAUUGAGUAGUUGAUCUAGCAUAGCAUGGUUGGUAAACCGAUAGGUCACAGAAUCUGCCACAGCUUGUGGUGGCAGCUUAGAAAACCUGUUUAGUUCAGCACCAAGUGACGGAGUAGACCCAUCGUUUCUUUUCCAACCAGAAUCCACAAAGUCAAGUAUCCUGUUGGAUGCACCGUACACUGCUUUUUCCCGGCCUUUAACAUAUGUCGGCCAUCGGACAAUCUUACACUGUCAAAGUUGUAGAGCAGUCGUAGUUAUAAUUGUAAUAAUGUGAUUCAUCUGUGGUGUUGAACCAGCUUGUUAAUAGUUUCCAUCACGGCUAGUCUCCAUGCCCCUCCAUGAAUUCAGCGCCUCCCCCUUUUUUUUUUUUUCUUUUUUGGAAGUAUUGAUGUUGGCAACUUUCAGGAGAGUUAUUUCAGUCAAAUACUUCCUGUUACAUCAGAUGAAGUUAUCUGUUCUGAAUGAAAACGGAUAUUAAGGUGAUUAUUGUUUGUUUUUCCCCAGGAUAUUGUCACAGAGUUUAAACCAUUUACUGCUUAUCUAAUAUAUGCUGUUACAUCCAUGUUACCCAUUUCCCAAAGCACAACAUAUGCGAUUUAUUUUACUUUGUUAUCAUAGGGAUAAAGUUUUCAUUCCUUUAAUAUCUGAACAGAACUUAAGCACUUAUUUCAUUGCUGCUAGGAUCAUGGACACUUUUUACAUUGGCCAUAUCUUUUCUUUAGGUUGAAGUAAUGACUUGUAAAUGUAACGUAAAUUGGCAGUAAGUCAGCCCCCUUGCUUUCAUUUUGAUCGACAACCCAGAAUAACAAGAGUACUUCAGCUGAUUGGCACUUUACUCUUAAAUUUGUCCAGAAUCAAUGCAGCAAAACCAGACAUGUUGUCUUCAUUCAGGUCAUUCCCUGUCAAAAACAGCCUCAUCUGUUACCAAAUACGUGGCUAUGCCUAAUUAUCACAGACUGUUUAAAGUCUCAGUGAUGUCACCCAUUGAUUUCUGAAGAGACCUUUUGAAACCAUGAGGUGGCGGCCCAGUUGCCAUGUUGGAAAUACUGACAAAACCUGACUUUUGAUCAACCAAGAAAGCUGCACAGAGCCCUAACCUAUCCUGAGAAAGAGUUCAAAUGUGGCGACCCGUCAGUCUGAUCAAACACACCUCUAAUCAGGGCGUAACCUUAAGCCUAAAUGUGACCAAAACAGAUGAGUUGUGGGGCAUAUGAAUAUCGAAAUAAGCGUCUUGGACCAAAACUAAUCGUACUGUAAACAUGUUGAAUUUAACUUUAAUGAAAAGCAUUUGAACAAGGGUGUCAGUGGGCUUCAUUUUGGUUGCUGCUUAUUUGCAGUGUCCCCUAAAUGCCUGUUUUAUUCAGACAUGUACUUUUUGAUGCAACCAACACUAACUGAAGACGCACUGCUCGAGAACAGUUUACCCGGAGAGACAGUCAUUCCAGAUCAAACGUAGCCAUAUACUCAUUGAAACAGAUUCACCCGUAUGUGCUGUGUUAUGCAGGCGCAUUUCCUUUUUCAUGCAGCAGGAUUCAAACAUGUCACGCCUGAACACACCUAUUUGACUUCCAAAACGAGUGUAACGCAGAGCAAAACUGAGCACACAAGUAACAGAUUGAGGGAACCCUGAACUUCACACAGCACCUGGAAAUGAUUUCAGAUCAGUGGAGUUCUGCGAUGUAAAACCUUAUAAUCUUUGCUAGAUGAUUCUAUUCAGUACAGAAGUUUUCAUCAGAAAAAGAGCGUCAUUUAAAGACAAUGUUUUGCUUUGGAAAAUGGUCGACAGUGAUGUUGACUUGAAUGGUAGUAAGCCGGUUAAACAUGCUAGCACUGUAAGGUCCUCUCUAUGAUAAAUAUUUUCAUGAUGUCCUUAGAUGCCAUCUGUAGGAGCUUCAUCAUACAGUAUUGCCUUGUGUGGCUUACAUCAGGUUCUUCAUCUCAGCUUUGAAUGAGGUUAAAACACUGUCUUUGUGUGUCCUUGAUUUCUGUCAAAUUCAGUCAUUUCGUUUUGUUGAGAGGUCAAACUGACAACCUUCGAGUUACUGUGGCAACAACUGUGUAUCCUGUGAAACUGAGAAGUGUACUGUCGGUAGCAUGCUAUUGCAUUUCUUGAGUCCAGUCAAAUGCAACCCCAUUACACUAGUUGUGUGCACUUACUUUAAAGUCAAAAAGGGUGUAGAGAAUUUGAAAAAUGGGUCAAAAGUUUGAAAUGUUUGGCUGUGAAAAAGGAUCAUAAUGUCAUGUGAAAUGUCAAAAGAAGGUCAAAUUAGUCAAUACUGCAUUCUCAUCAAUACUCAUUUAGGCCCAGAGGUAUAACUGCCAUGUUAGUUGCAUCACCAACGCCAACAAAAGUGCCUUCUGUUUGAUCACUAGGCCUUGAGCCAAAGACGAGCAACAGUAUUAGCCUUGUAAAACGAAGAAUGAUAACUGUAACAGGCACUUCUGCUUGCCUUCCUCAAGAUAAAAUCUGAUCAAUUGGUUAUCCCCAAAGAACUGAUGUCCAGUGUCAGUGCAACAGUCCAUUUACAAAUUGCCAGACAAAUUGGCUUGUCAAAUGAAAGGCCGUUUCUCGUUUCCUUCCUGAUUUCCACUUUCUAAUUCUCAUCUUUACUUUGUCUAGCUAGGACAUGUUUGUUAGCUAAGAAUACACUCUGUCUAAACUUCAUGAUUGUAAUGUUUUUUCAUCAUUAAUUUUGCCCUUUAGCUGUAUAGACUGUUAACAUUCUGGGUUAAUUUUAGUUUAUAAAAGUCGAGGGGUUGGAGGGCUGGGAAUCCAUGUGUCAGCAUUAAAUGUUUAUUAAAUUUCUUUGUGGAGGAAAACUCACUGGGUUUGCUUCUGUAUUGCCAAAUAUGUUUUAAAAUGCUGUAUUUUCUUACAUGGAAAAGUGUUACAUGAACGGUAGGAGGGUGCAAAAAUAAUCUGUUCAAAUCCAGCUUACUUUAAGGGAAAACUGUGGAAACGGUUGACAUGAGAACAUUUUUAAUUGUGUCAUUGUCAUGUGGAAAUGAUCUACCAUUAAAACAUUCCCUCUGAAA